CUGGCCCCCCUCUGCCUCUACACUGUGCUCCAGCCUCCACCUCCUGCGGGACGCGGACACCGCCUAGCGAGCCGGCACCAUGAGCAUAGACGAUUUUGUAGGCAAGUGGAGCCUCCUGUCCAGCGACGGCUUUGACGAGUACAUGAAGGAAUUAGGUGUGGGUAUGGCCCUGAGGAAAAUGGGGAGCAUGGCCAAACCAGAUGUUUACAUCAUCAAGGAUGGAGAUACAAUCACCAUAAAAACAGAAAGCACCCUUAAAUCUUCACAGCUCAACUUCAAGCUGGGUGAGAAAUGUGAGGAAACUACAUUAGAUGGCAGGAAAGUUCAGACUCUUAUCACCUUCGAUGGUAACACAUUGAUUCAGCUCCAGCAGUGGGAUGGCAAGGAGUCCACAAUAACACGGAAGAUAGAGGAUGGGAAACUGGUGGUGGAAUGUGACAUGAAUGGUUGCAAGUGUAAGAGAGUCUACCAGAAAGCAUGAGGACAUUGUCUCCAUACGGGGUUGGAGCUUGCUACAAACCAGCUCAGUUUAGUGAACAAAGCUCCUCUACUCUUCAGGUUUUUCCUUUUCCCUGUUUUGUAGUAUUUCAAUGGACUACACAGCUGUGUGCAAUCAUAGUUCAAAGCCAUGAUGUAACUAUUCUGAACGGUUGUGGCUGUUAAAUAAAAUUUUCAGAUAUAUGAAGUGGAGCUGUUGUCAAUAUAAUGGAAUUUUAAAGGUUUUCUUUUCCAAGUAAAGAUUUAUAAAAGUUCAUUAGUUAGGCAGAGGAGCCUAAAAUCAGUACUAAAUCACAAAUGAUGGGGAUAUCAUCUCACUGGAACAGUUAAGGUAUAGUUGACAGCAAACUGCAUUUUGGUUCAGCUAUUCAUAUUUCAUUGAUGAUAAAGGUAAUACAAUUGUAUCAAGUGGCACAAUCAUUGUUAUGGUGCAGAAUCUUUCUAACCACUUUAAGAUAGUGCCUGUUGCAAAAGUAGUAGAGUUGAACUGGUACAAACUGAGAGGAAAACUUCAUCCAUUGUGUUUAAACAGCUGAGCACAUUUUUAGUUGGUUGCUUUCUGGUGAGAAUCAACACCCUCUAACCCAACUAGUCAGCUUGUACAUUUAGGGGCCAAUAGACAUGAUAAAACUUAAGCAAGUGCUGAGGUGCUUUGCUGAAAGGAAGCCUUAAUAUGGAAAUCCACUUUCUAUUCUAUUAGCCUUUUCUUAAUAGCAAUAUUUUCUAGCAACAUUUUCUUAUUUCCUUUUUAGUAACAUUCUGAAAAUCCAAAACCAUGAACGACUGAAAUAUUUCCUGAAAUUAAAAGCCUCAAUUUUACUUGCUCAAAACAUUUGGUAAUGCAGUUUAUGCUUACAAGUGCAAUAAUAAAUUAACCCAAAUAUUAA
Molecule: messenger RNA, 1385 nt
Organism: Mauremys reevesii (Reeves's turtle)
Lineage: Eukaryota; Metazoa; Chordata; Testudines; Geoemydidae
Product: fatty acid-binding protein 5-like
Exons: 4
Coding region: 80-481 (133 amino acids)
Biological process (GO): fatty acid transport
Cellular component (GO): nucleus; cytosol
Molecular function (GO): fatty acid binding
Source: RefSeq, a predicted model, not a curated record